CAGCAUCUGCUCCUGCCGGAAAUCGUUUCAUUCUUUCUGCUCCCAGGCUGCCGCCAUGGUGUUCAAGCGCUUCGUCGAGAUCGGCCGCGUCGCCUACAUCGCCUUCGGGCCCUACGCCGGCAAGCUGGUUGCCAUUAUCGACGUCAUCGACCAAAAUAGGGCCCUUGUUGAUGGUCCCUGCACUGGUGUAAAGAGGCAAGCCAUGCCCUUCAAGUGCAUGCAGCUCACAGACUACGUCAUCAAAGUGCCUCACAGUGCUCGUCAGAAGUUUGUGAGGAGAGCCUGGGAGAAGGCAGGGGUCAACGACAAGUGGGUACAGAGCAGCUGGGCCAAGAAGAUCGAGGCCAGAGCGAAGAGGGCCAAAAUGUCCGACUUUGACCGCUAUAAGGUGAUGAAAGCCAAGAGGAUGAGGAACAAGAUCAUCAAGCAUGAAGUGAAGAAGCUUGAGAAAGCGGCAGUGAAGAAGGUCCAGAAAAAGGCAGUGAAGAAGUGAAAAUGUUUUUUUGUUUUUUUUUUCAAAAUAAACAUUCUGAUUGGU
Messenger RNA from Phycodurus eques (leafy seadragon), 538 nucleotides. It is a transcript of the gene rpl14, whose product is annotated as ribosomal protein L14. The coding region runs from base 56 to 493 and encodes 145 amino acids. NCBI's taxonomy places the organism in Eukaryota, Metazoa, Chordata, Actinopteri, Syngnathiformes, Syngnathidae. The transcript is spliced from 6 exons. Gene Ontology annotation, cellular component: ribosome; cytosolic large ribosomal subunit. Gene Ontology annotation, molecular function: RNA binding; structural constituent of ribosome. Gene Ontology annotation, biological process: ribosomal large subunit biogenesis; translation. The record is from RefSeq and is a predicted model, not a curated record.